Daphnia magna is the source of this 4893-nucleotide messenger RNA. RefSeq lists its product as uncharacterized. The coding region runs from base 1 to 4893 and encodes 1630 amino acids. The record is from RefSeq and is a predicted model, not a curated record. The transcript has a single exon. NCBI's taxonomy places the organism in Eukaryota, Metazoa, Arthropoda, Branchiopoda, Diplostraca, Daphniidae.
AUGGCGGAUGACGAGGAAGAGACGCGACAGGCCGAGCUGCAAGCCCUUUUCACGGCACGUACUACCGCCAAACGCAGGCACACUAACCUCGCUAGAAGAAUUAAUACGAUAAUUCAAAAUGGCACGUCUCGUGCAGAACUAAACGAUCUCCUGGCAUCGCUAAGCCAAGCGUACGCAAGCCUAGUAGACGUACACGAACGCUUCGUGAUGGUCUCACGGCUUGACGGUGAAGAUCUCCACGCGGCGCAAGUUUAUUUGGAAAGCGUCCAAAUAUUACACACCGCUUGCCUCGGGCAUGUUGAGCGUGCACAAAGGGCAGGUGCAGCAGGAGGAUGGAAUGUAUCCGUAAACGUUAACGCGACAAGUCACAGCGCCCGAGAUGAGAUACCUGACAACGACGAUGAUAUACCUGUCAACGACGAUGAGCAACAAAACGCGCCAGUCGCGCCCAAUCGAAACGUUGCAUUCGCCAUUGAAAACGACAGUCAAGUAAAUAACGAUGCCACCGGCCGCCAUAACCUGGAAACAAACUUCGAGUCUAAUCCGAAAAUCGACCAAGUCGCGUUGGCUAAGCGACGAAAACUCGAUCUCAAAUUUUUGUUGCAACAGAAGAAGGUUCAAAUUGAGCGUGAGCAUAUGGAUCUCGAAACUAAAAGCCGGAGAGAACAAGAAGACAUCUUAUUCCAAAUUCAAAAGGAAGAACAGCUGCUUGCCUUUCUGCAACCAGUAGCGACAGCAAGUAGCAAUUUGUGUUCCACCCCAAUCGAAACGCGUCAAAACAAUUUUUUCGCCGGAGUUUCGUCUGUCAAUGCCCCGUUUCCCGUUUUGACACCCCUUGCACCUAAUGUAACAGAAGAAUGCAUUCCACUUUCAUCGCGAACGCAGCCCAUUUUCGCCCCAUCGUCAACAUACGCUCCUUCACACCGUUGGCCCAAGCUGGUUGUAGCAAAGUUCGACGGCGACCCUCGCGGCUGGACCAAAUACGCACGUAAUAUCAAUGCAACUCUUGGAGAAACUAGCAUGCCAGACUCGCUUAAACUACUAGCGCUACAAGAAAGCUUAAUGGAAGUAAUUCAAAGGCGGAUGGCCCAUGUCUUCACCGGUUCUCGAGCGUUUCAAGCCGCAUGGGCAGAAAUUGAAUCCAAAUACGGCAACCCUGGCUUAAUAAUCCAGGCUCAUAACCAGCAUCUGCAGCAGCUCGCACCUUUCAAAACCGGCGAUUUCAGCGGGCUCUUCGACAUGGCGACAGCCGUUCGCGACGCAGUUUCAAGUGUUAGUCCCGAAAACUGCAUUAUGUUCACCUCGGUUAUCGGUUCGCUCCCCGCGAAAAUGCCAAUGCAUCUGCAGACUGACUGGGGCAAGCUCGCCUACAGCCUUAAGCGAAUGCCUACGAUUAUUGAUUUCGACAGAUGGAUAGAUACAGUUGUCGGAGCCGAAGAACUACGUGGUGCCAAGUUAACGUUAAACAGCAACCAGGCCGUCAAGACUCCAGCCGCUAAUUACACUCGCAACAACAUCCAAUCGGCCGGCAGUAGCAAUUACAACAAUCGCGGUCCAACAAUUCUCGCUGGGUCAUUAUUGCCUAACACCGCGACAGAAUGUUCCGCUUGUCACGAAAAAGCUGGCCAUCGCCUCGAAAGCUGCAACACGUUCACCCGCAUGCUCGUGAACACCCGAGCAACACUGUGCGCCACGAAUAACCGUUGUUUCAAGUGCCUCAUUCGCGGACACUAUGCAACCAAGUGCAGAAAGCCCUACAAUGGUUGUAGCGAAUGCGGUGGCCCCCACCAUCUCCUGCUUCACGGUGCCGACCGCCAAUUCCCAGCUGCUUCAUCAAAGCAAGGUAACAAUUUAAGUGUCCUAUUAGUUCACGCGCCGCGUAACAGCAUCGGGCCAGUCCUGCUGGCAAUAGUUCGAGUAAUAGUCGAAGCUGGUAAUCGUUCUCGCACAGUAUUUGCCGUUCUCGACCCCGGAAGUGAAGCAACCCUUGUAACGCGUUCAUUGGCGGACCGUUUAAACUUAAAGGGCUAUCCCACCAAAAUUCAUUUCGGUUCCUUUGCCAGUUCGACGCUGCUCGACACAUCCGUAGUGUCAUUUCGGUUGCGCUCAGCGGAAAGCAAGCACUCCUUCGCACUGGAUGAGGCGUUCGUGGUCCCAAAUAUCAAUCUCUCACAUCGAAAAAUUAAUUGGCCGAAAAUGAAGUAUGGAUGGCCGCACCUCGCUUGUUUACAAUUACCAGCAAUCGACUCAACUAAGGUCGAACUCUUGAUAGGAAUGGAUCUACCAUCAGCCCACCAAACACUUCGUGUAAUUACACCUCUUGCCAAUGAAGACGGGCCUUCGGCACACGAAACGUGCUUUGGCUAUGCAGUUGUUGGAAAAAUUCCCCGAUCCCUUGUUUCUGGUCCAAGCCUUAAAAUAGACGUCAACCUCGGUUCUACAGAAGUGGAACCGUCGCUAGCAACCACCGUUGAACGCUUCCAGUCAAACCAGUCAUUCGGCGUCGUUGUAAAAUCAAAAUCGAAAAAAUCCCAGGAAGAAGAAGAUCAGCAGAUGUUAAACGUGAUCAAGCGGUCAAUAAAAUUCGUUGGAUGUGGCUACGAAAUUGAGCUACCCAUUCGACCAGAAGUGUCCGUCGUUCCAAACAACCGAAGUCAAGCGCUUUCUCGAUUUUUUGGCGUCGAGCGCCGCCUCGCGGAGCCGGCGAUGCGUGACGUGGCAUCAAAUUAUGAAAAGAUUAUGCAGAAUCUCAUUUCGUCCGGCACCGUGAUUGCUGUGUGCCAGUCCGACUUAUGUGAACCACAGGGUAAAAUCUGGUAUCUCCCGCAUUUUUUUGUAGUAAACCCCAACAAGCCACAAAAAAUUCGUGUAGUGUUUGAUGCUAAAGCACGUUUUUGUUCGACCUCGUAUAAUUCCAUCAUGUUGCGCGGACCGCCAUCUAUUCCCAGCUUAGUCGGUGUGCUUCUGCGCGCUCGUCAGUUUCGUGUUGCGCUUUCCGCCGAUAUCACAGCGUUUUAUCAUCGCAUCGGCGUAGCCAGUCAACACCAGCCCCUGCAGCGUUUCGUUUAUCGAAGAUUCGGCAGCAAAGAGCCAAUACUGACGUAUCAAUUCACUACCCUAAUUUUUGGAGCUGUAUUCUCAUCAUCCGCGGCCGUUUACACGCUACAACAUGCAGCCAGCGAAUGUGCUGCCUUUCCUCAAGUUGCGGCCAAGAUGCCAGACAACUUCUACUCAGACAAUCUUAUCGACUCCUUCGAAACAGAGGAUGAGGCGAUUAAAUUCAGCAUGGCGGUAAGGCAAUCCCUCGAAGCUGGUGGAUUCAGUUUGACGGCAUUUGCUUCGUCUGCUCCGCGAGUGCUCGAAAGCAUUCCCUUGCAUCAAAGGUCAGCUAGCGUUUUAGACCUCAACGUGGACGCCUUGCCGGUAGAAUACCAUCUAGGAAUCGAGCUAGAUCUAACAACAGAUUCGUACAGUGUCAGGGUCAAAACGAUGCCCCAAGUGUCCACUAGAAGAGAAAUGCUAGCUGCCAUGUCGCUGACGUUCGACCCGCUUGGGAUCUGUCUCCCGGUUAUCGCUGGGGCUAAAUUACUGUUUCAGCUUACAAACAGAUUGGAGAGAAACGCUCGCGGGUGGGACCAGCCUUUGCCAGCAGACCUGCUGGAAAAGUGGAAUGUUUGGGCAGAUGGGUUGGCCAAGCUAUCGUUCCCUAAUGUGAGCAGAUGUUUCCGCCCCGCCGAUUUACCAUUUUUGGGCUCUGUAUCUCGGCUGAUCGUGUUUGCUGACGCGUCAUCAGUCGCGUUUGGAGCGGUCGCCUACCUCCGCACACAAUUGAAUAACAAGGUCCAUGUAAGUUUCGUGAUGGCAAAAGGUCGUUCAGCAUCAUUGAGGCCAACGACAAUUCCGCGGAUGGAGUUACAGGCGGCUGUACUGGCCGUGCGCUUGUCAGCACUAAUAAAAAAAGAACUCCGCAUCCCAAUUGCUUCUGUUGAAUAUCACACCGACUCUCAGAUCGUUUUAUGGCAGCUGCGAUCCGAUGACCAUGGACGUCCGUCAUUCGUGCGCGCAAGAAGAGAGGAGAUCCUCGCCCACUCGGCACUCAACGACUGGCAUUUCGUUCGUAGUAGCGAUAACCCGGCCGACGAAUGUACUCGCGGUGUCACACCAAAAGACUUUGGUCCUGGUUGCCGUUGGAUUACUGGCCCCUCUUUUCUCAUGGAUCCAUCCUAUGUUGCAGAGCCAUUGGACCAUCGCGCCACUAAACCUUCUGAAAAGGAAGACGAUGAAACACUGACCAUCAGCAUUGGGCAUCUGGAUGUCGCGCCAUAUUGCUGCCACCCGAAGGCAGCCGCCGUAUCUAAGCUCAUAUCCCACGCCACGGAACUAAGCAUUCUGAAACGCGAAGUUGCCCAGCUGGUGCGACACGAUCCGGCCACGCAAGCGGAGCCGACCGUUGGAGAGCUUGCAGAAGCCCUUCGUGUGUGCUUGCUGGUCUCCCAAAGUGAAGUUUUCGUGCGCGAGUGCAAGGCCCUUCUUAACGGAACCGAAAUUCCUCGAAAUUCAGUGCUGCGGCGUGUUGGCCCAUACAUCGAUCCGGAUUGUGGCUUAAUGAAAGUGGACGGAAGGUUGGAGCACGCCGAACUCCCGGCGCGCACUCGUCACCCAACUAUAAUUGCACCGAACCACCCGAUGACCAGGUUAAUCAUAGAAGAUUGUCACCAAAAAGUGCAGCACUCCGGCGUUGAGCACACCUUAAGCAUCUUGCGCGAGCAAUAUUAUCUCCCCCAGGGUCGCAGGGCCAUCCGUCGGGCAUUGAGAAAAUGUGUCAAGUGCAAGCUCUUACGUUCCCUGCCCCAAGCACCGAAAAUGGCAAGCCUACCAAAAGAACGUCUUUAG